Lytechinus variegatus (green sea urchin) is the source of this 1637-nucleotide messenger RNA. RefSeq names its product D(2)-like dopamine receptor. Gene Ontology annotation, cellular component: membrane. The coding region runs from base 113 to 1270 and encodes 385 amino acids. Gene Ontology annotation, biological process: adenylate cyclase-activating adrenergic receptor signaling pathway. Gene Ontology annotation, molecular function: neuropeptide Y receptor activity. NCBI's taxonomy places the organism in Eukaryota, Metazoa, Echinodermata, Echinoidea, Temnopleuroida, Toxopneustidae. The record is from RefSeq and is a predicted model, not a curated record. The transcript has a single exon.
AUUACUUCUAUACUUCAUUCAGGGUACCAAAUAGCUGGGUAACCGAGAUACAUAUUCAUCUUUAUUUUCUGCAGGAAUGGACAAAAUCAUUUUCUAGUGACACCCAUCAAAUAUGUCGGACCAUCUAGGAACUAUGGUUACACCUACCAACCUCACCACCAUCAGUGAUCCCUUCCAAGGACCUGACAUCGUCCUCGUCAUCGUCUUGUCGCUGAUAGCGCUAUGUGGGGCCUUUGGCAACGCUCUCGUCGUCGUUGCCAUCUACAAGACGCGCGCUCUUCACACCGUCACUAACUAUUUCAUCGUCAGCCUGGCCUGUGCUGACUUGUUCGUCAGUACUUGUAUCAUGCCUUUCGCCGUUGUCACCCAGAGUUUGAACGGACGUUGGUUGUUUGGACAGGUCUUCUGUUCUAUCUGGUCCUCACUGGACAUCCUCUGCUGCACGGCAUCAACGCUUAAUCUCUGCGCAGUCAGCGUAGACCGUUAUAUCGCCAUUACGUCACCGCUGAAAUAUCACAUCUCAAUGACGAGAGGAAGGGCGUUGGCAAUAAUUUGUGUCGUGUGGUUGUUUUCCAUGUUUCUGGCGACCACGCAGCUGAUUUGGAAACAGAUUAUUGGACAGACGAGCGAGGUGAUGCCUGGAUUUGAGAUAUGUCCAUACGCACUCGAUAAAACAUUCCGAAUGUACGCCGCAUCGUCAUCGUUCUUCAUACCUCUCACCAUCGUCAUCAUUCUUUACGCGCGCAUCUUCCGCGUUGCGUACAAACAAGCUCGUCAGAUCAACGCGACGCACGACCAGCUUCAAACGUCGCAUCCGUCACGUUCCCAAAUAGGCAGGCAGGAAUCAAUCGCAAAUGGCAACAACAACGCACCGUCGAACACAUUAUCAAAUCAGUUGCGCAAAGCGUCAAGAAUGUCCAUGGAGUUUGGAAUCGCGUCGCGGGAAGUUUACCCGCAUCGACAAUCACGCGAAACGAAAGCCUUCAAAACCGUCGCAGCUGUGCUCGGCGCCUUUAUUAUCUGUUGGAUACCGUUUGCUGUGACGUUUGUAGUGGAAGCUUACUGUUCAAAGUGUAAUCUGCCAGUUAAAAUGAUGGAUACUUUCUUAUGGCUUGGUUACGUCAACAGCGUCGUGAAUCCCAUUAUAUAUGCGUUCUUUAAUCGGACCUUUCGCACCUCAUUCAUUCGAGUACUGGGUCUGCAAAGUCGCACGAGUUGUUGUGGGCACACAUUUGAUGAAGACGAUUAUAGGUCGACGAUGAUGGCCUAGUUUUCAAAACAUCGUCUAAAUCGGUCAUAAUGUGAGGGAAAGUGUUUAAGAAGAUUGGAAUGUGACUUGCAGCAAAUAUCCUACAUCAGAUAUUGUAGGACUGAUGUUCGAAUUCACGAUGGUAGGUGGAAGGUAGUCAACGAGAACACAGUAAGGAUUAUUCUAAGGUGAUGGCGUCCUUAUUUCGACAGCACAAGGGUCGACAAACCUCUGUAUCAUGAUUGUAAGACAACAUCUAACAAUUUGGUAUAACGAAUAAUUAUUGGACAACGGCACGCCCUCAGGAACUGUGAUGUCCUUCAGGUGGACGUUUCAUGAAGCUGUUCGUACGAUAAGAGCGACUUUAAGGACUGAUGAUCCUUUCUUU